Mytilus trossulus (common blue mussel) is the source of this 3049-nucleotide messenger RNA. RefSeq names its product forkhead-associated domain-containing protein 1-like. Gene Ontology annotation, biological process: signal transduction. The coding region runs from base 252 to 1898 and encodes 548 amino acids. NCBI's taxonomy places the organism in Eukaryota, Metazoa, Mollusca, Bivalvia, Mytilida, Mytilidae. Gene Ontology annotation, molecular function: protein binding. The record is from RefSeq and is a predicted model, not a curated record. The transcript is spliced from 4 exons.
GUUCUAUACCAAUACAAGUUAAAUAAUUUAAACCUUCAGAUAGAAAAUUUACUUAACGGCAUGUCCUCGGUUAAGAUUUCAAACCUAUACAAAUAUAUUCUAAAGUGAUACGUCAAGUUACUAAACGGUGUUUUGGACAUGAGGGAACUUCACCUAUAUAGGAAAAAUGACAGAAGAUGAUUAACAAAGCUAACUCAAAUUGGAACUUGAUCUAGAGAUUCUGAAGACCACUUAGAGAUUAUGAGUAGAAAAUGCAGUCAUCAAAGCGUGCCAGAAAAUCUAGACCACCAGCGAGCAGAGAAGCGGCCUAUAGAAUUAUAAUUAGAUAUGUAAAUGAAGUGUGUAUUCAAAUACGUAAAUUUGCCAAACAUUAUUUAAACAGAGAUGCUAUAGAUUACAGUGCAUGUGCAAAAUGUUUGAAGGAUUUGUGCGAGGUUUGGGAAACUGAACCAUCAAAAUUUCCAACGUGGAAGGAAUUCUUCGAGAAACAUAAAAUAAAGGCAACCGAAGAUGGACUAAGAAAGAAAGACUCGUACAAAGAUUUGUUGAAUAUAUGUGAACGUGCAAGAGAGUAUGAACUGAUGAUCCCAGGUGUUAGAGAAAUGAUUGUAGAAUGCGCGCGUGGUCAUCUUUAUAAAUACUGUCAAAGUUUCAUUGAAGAGGCUGAGGAAUUGGAAAUUCAGCCUGUACUUGAAUAUGAAGAAGCAAUAAAUGCAUACAGAACUGAAAUGGAUGCAAAAAUCAACAAAAUUAAUAAAAGUAUACUUGAAUAUGGUGAAAUUAAAAAACCUUUCGAAACGUUUAUUUCAGAAGGAAACGUGCAUGCCAAAUUAAUGGAGGAAACGUGUGUUCUAUUGAUUGAAGUUUCGCAUACAGCCAAAAAAUGGAUAGCUGAAGAUUCUGCUUAUCCAGACAAACUUUUGCAAGAUAUAUUCUUCAAUAACUCUUAUAAAGAGAAGCUUGAAGAUGAUAUUGAAAAGUUGCGACAAAAAAUUAGAAGCACUGAUGGGAGUAUAGAACGGAAAAGGAAAACGCAUGCUACUCUUGCCCGGGAACAUUCUAACCAUAAAAGACAAAAACAUCGAGCAAAACAAAGUUUAGAAGUAGUUAUUCUUAAAAUUCAAAAGUUGGAGAGAGAUAUUGAGGCAAAAAAUAAAGAGAUACAACAACUUAAAGAUGAAAUAGCAGAUAAAACUCCUGUCUCGCCCCGGUAUCGAAGUGACCUCAGACUUAAUCUAGAACGAGAAUAUGGUUGUCUCGACAAGUUGGAAGAAAAUAAACAAGUAAUGGAGAGACAGAAGAUACGGUUAGACAGAGAAUUCAAAAGUGUUAAUGACAGUACAUAUGAAUAUAAAGUGGAAGCUGUUACCAAUCGUCAUGAACAACAUGAAAUGAGACAAAAAAUGCUUGGGAUGGAGAUUGAAAUCAAAUCUAUAUAUGAUCGAAUUUCUAGUAUAGAUCAGAAAUCUGCUGUACUCAAGAAAAUCAGACUUUUAAAUCUAUCACCAGAUACACUCAGAAUGAUGCAUAAACGACGGAUAAAAAUACAAGAAAAUGAAUUUACAAAACGGAGAAAAAGGAAAUGUCAAUUAGAAGAGGCGUGUAAAUUUGUCUCCAAUUACAUCGGAAAAGAUUGGAAGAAACUUUAUGAACGGCUACCCUUUAUUCCACCACGUGACCCAGACCGUAAGAUGAAGGAUUUGGAAGUAAUAGACAGAAUAUCUGCGCAUAGAGACAGAACACCGGAGGAAUCUGCACUUUUUAGCUUAGAAAAGUGGAGGUCAUUCAACCGUCAGUGUGAACUAGGACAAUUGAUCAAAGGUCUUCGAAAGCUAAAUAAAGUGGACCUCGCCGAAAAAAUAGAAAGUCGUUAUGCAGUUGAGGAUGUUUAUGGUUGAUAUUAAAUAUUAAAUUUUACGGAAAACACAAUGGGAAACAAUUACAAAAUUCCCUGACAAAACAAUUCUAAUCAGUAACUAAAAUGAACAAAAAUAACAAAGCAACAGUAGUUAUCACCAAGACUACUCUUCUUGUUAUCAAAACCAUAUUUUGCAAGGAAAUUAUUACUAUUUAAAGACUUCUUAAUAAUAAUGGAACAGCUGAUACAUGUAAUUUUUUUAAUCUAGUGUAUUCCACUUUAAAUUCAUCUAAUCGUACAAAGUUUAUAAAUCUCAAGAACGAAGUAACAUCUUAUACAUUUCAGGUCGUUAAAUAAACUUUUUCAAUGCAAAGGCUUUUUUUUAUAGUAACAAACUCAUUCCUAAAUUCUACUCGACCCUGACUCAAAUUGUGAAUGCGAGUGAAUAAAAUAAUCAUUUUAGAAUUGUAGUGAACGGGAUAAAAGUAGUGUCGACGUUGAAUAAAAGAGUCUGUUCAUCAAGGUUGUUCUCAAACAUGUUUAAGUUAAAUAACAAAAUAAAGAAUCUUGAAUCACAGUCGAAAAUAAAAACACAUCAGGAUUAAUUUCAAACUUAAAUCAAGUAGACUAAAUUGAACACGAAAUAAGUUCUUCAAUUAAUAAAGGCUCAUUCCUGACAAACUUGUACUUUUUCCAAUUGUUUGUUAAUCUCUAACAUUCUGAACAAUUUCGUGCUUAACGUAUUUCUUUAGUACUAUUUAUCGUGUUCAAAUGAUUUCUAUUUUUGUUCCGUUUUCACAUUACUCAAAUCGAUCAAUUUGAAAGUUUACAAAGUUCAUCUAAAUGUUAAUGAAUACUGCAUGAUAACAUUUGUGUUUCUAAUGACAAUACAAUAAACAUGCAACUAUUUAACUUUUUAAUCCAUACUUAUAAAAUAAAGUUGUCGACACAAUCUAUUAGUUACUCUGCUUUUGAUUCAGUACUUCUAUAAUCUAGACAUAAACGCGUCAAGUUAAGUGACCAAGCAUCAAAAUUAAUAAAACACUGAGAGCUAUAUAUUUAAAUACAGUAGAUAGGAUGAAAUACUUAGACAUUAUUAAUAAUCAACUUUAUUGUUCAAUAAAAAAAGAAAAUUUUAGACAGUAAGUCUCGUUCUGUGAUAGUCUCUUCAUAUAUAUGUACAUGUAUUGA